This is a messenger RNA of Filobasidium floriforme, 869 nucleotides long. Its product is annotated as beta-lactamase superfamily domain-containing protein. The transcript has a single exon. The record is from RefSeq and is a predicted model, not a curated record. Bases 1 to 825 code for a protein of 274 amino acids. Lineage: Eukaryota; Fungi; Basidiomycota; Tremellomycetes; Filobasidiales; Filobasidiaceae.
AUGGCCCCUACCGCCAACUUCAGCUCGACCAUCUCCAUCACCCACAUCGGCACUGCCACCUCGAUCAUCAACAUCGACGGCGUCCGAUUCCUCACCGAUCCCGUCUUCGGCCCAGCUGGGACUUACGAAUCCAUCCCCGGUAUUCCUCUCACCUCCACCAUCUCUCCCGCACUCACCCUCGAUCAGUUGCCCGUCAUCGACUGCGUGCUCCUUUCGCAUGAAGACCACGAUGAUAACCUGGAUACCGAGGGGAGGAAGGUGUUGGAUGGAAGGCACGUAUUGACGACCAUGGAUGGCGAGAAAAAGUUGCAGCCGAGGCCGGGUGUGAAGGGUUUGAAGCCUUGGGAGACGGUGGAGAUGGUCUUGCAAGGGAAAAAAUUCCGGAUCACGGGUACGCCUUGCCAGCAUUUCGAGAUCGGGGAAUGUACCGGGUUCGUCAUCGAGACGGAUUCCUUUGGCCACACCACGACUUCAGACGGAGUCUCCCGGCCUAACGCUGUUUACGUCUCCGGGGAUACGAUCUACAUCGACGAGCUCAAGCGGAUUCGGGAGAAGUGGCACGUCGCGGUAUCCAUCUUGAACUUUGCUGGCGUCCUCGUCCCGUUCCCGUCCAAGAACGGAGAACUUGGCCAGAUCACCUUCGAUGGAGCUUCCGGAGCCCAGUUGCAUAAAGAUCUCGGGGCCGACAAGCUCGUCCCGAUGCAUUUCGAGGAAUGGAAACAUUUCGUCGAGCUCAAAGAUGACUUGAAGGUAGCUCUGGAGAAGGCUGGGGUGGCGGAUCAGGUCGUCUGGUUGAAGCGAGCCGAGGAGGUCAGGGUGAUGUGAGGUGAAGAGUCGAUACCGCCGGGCAUUUCGAGGUCAGUGAGCGG